AUGUCUGACAAAAAGAUGACCUCAAGCCGCAGGCAUCAUCUGAAGAGCUUGAUGCUUCAGAUCGCUGCUAACUGGCUGGUGCAGGAGAAGAAGGAGCUGGUCGCGGCCAAAGAAGCGUACAUGGCGGAAAACUGUCCCAACCCUGACAUGAGCGGGGACCAGAACACUCUUAUGGAAACUUGUAAGAAGCUGCACGCCCUCAUCGACAAGAUUGAUGAGGAGAGGUACGACAUCCAGGGCAAAGUAUCCAAGGCAGACAAAGAGAUCGAGGACCUGAGGCUGAAGGUGGUGGACUUGGCAGGUGUGAAGAAGCCUGCACUGAAGAAAGUGCGUAUGUCCGCUGACGCCAUGCUCAAAGCUCUGCUGGGCUCCAAACACACGGUCAACAUGGACCUGAGGGCCAACCUGAAGCAGGUCAAGAAGGAGAAGAAGGAGGAGGAGGUCUCAGACGUGGGCGACUGGCGUAAGAACGUUGAAGGCAAAGCCGACAGGAAGAAGAUGUUCGAGACCUCCUAA
This is a messenger RNA of Knipowitschia caucasica, 516 nucleotides long. Lineage: Eukaryota; Metazoa; Chordata; Actinopteri; Gobiiformes; Gobiidae. The record is from the annotation of a GenBank genome assembly.